This is a messenger RNA of Chlorocebus sabaeus (green monkey), 2796 nucleotides long. It is a transcript of the gene GPC4, whose product is annotated as glypican 4. Gene Ontology annotation, cellular component: cell surface; synapse; plasma membrane. Gene Ontology annotation, biological process: regulation of presynapse assembly; regulation of signal transduction; synaptic membrane adhesion. The record is from RefSeq and is a predicted model, not a curated record. NCBI's taxonomy places the organism in Eukaryota, Metazoa, Chordata, Mammalia, Primates, Cercopithecidae.
UUUGACCGCUCCGGAUCCAACCCGGCUUCCAGGUUUUCUCCCGGCCCGGCCCAGCGUGCUCCCGCCUGUCUCCGGCCCCCCCGACGCCCGCCCCCUCCCCCCGAGUGCAGCCCGCUUGGCCAAGUUUGCGGAGCGUCGCCGCGCACGCCGGCCAGUCAAUCAGCGGCAGAGCUGAGAAGGGCACAGCCGCGCGGCGGAGGGCAGAGUCAGCCGAGCCGAGUCCAGCCGGACGAGCGGACCAGCGCAGGGCAGCGCAAGCCGCGCGCAGCGAACGCCCGCCGCCGCCGACACCCUCUGCGGUCCCUGCGGCGCCUGCCACCCUUCCCUCCUUCUCCACGUCCCCGCCUCGCCGGCCAGCCAGCUUGCCGGGUUCGCUGCCCCGCGGAACCCCGAGGUCACUGGCCCUCGCCUCUGCUUCCCUGGGCCGCACGCAGCCUCCACGCCCUCCUUCUCCUCCUUUUACCCUGGCCCGCCGCCUGGCACCGGGGACCGUUGCCUGACGCGAGGCCCAGCUCUACUUUUUGCCCCGCGGCUCCUCCGCCUGCUCGCUUGUUCCACCAACUCCAACUCCUUCUCCCUCUAGCUCCACUCGCUAGUCCCCGACUCCGCCAGCCCUCGGCCCGCUGCCGUAGCGCCGCUUCCUGUCCAAUCCCAAAGGUGGGAACGCGUCCGCCCCGGCCCGCACCAUGGCACGGUUCGGCUUGCCCGCGCUUCUCUGCACCCUGGCAGUGCUCAACGCCUUGCUGCAGGCUGCCGAGCUCAAGUCGAAAAGUUGCUCGGAAGUGCGACGUCUUUACGUGUCCAAAGGCUUCAACAAGAACGAUGCCCCCCUCCACGAGAUCAACGGUGAUCAUUUGAAGAUCUGUCCCCAGGGUUCUACCUGCUGCUCUCAAGAGAUGGAGGAGAAGUACAGCCUGCAAAGUAAAGAUGAUUUCAAAAGUGUGGUCAGCGAACAGUGCAAUCAUUUGCAGGCUGUCUUUGCUUCACGUUACAAGAAGUUUGAUGAAUUCUUCAAAGAACUACUUGAAAAUGCAGAGAAAUCCCUGAAUGAUAUGUUUGUGAAGACAUAUGGCCAUUUAUACAUGCAAAAUUCUGAGCUAUUUAAAGAUCUCUUCGUAGAGUUGAAGCGUUACUACGUGGUGGGAAAUGUGAACCUGGAAGAAAUGCUAAAUGACUUCUGGGCUCGCCUCCUGGAGCGGAUGUUCCGCCUGGUGAACUCCCAGUACCACUUUACAGAUGAGUAUCUGGAAUGUGUGAGCAAGUAUACGGAGCAGCUGAAGCCCUUCGGAGAUGUCCCUCGCAAACUGAAGCUCCAGGUUACUCGUGCAUUUGUAGCAGCCCGUACUUUUGCUCAAGGCUUAGCAGUUGCCGGAGAUGUUGUGAGCAAGGUCUCCGUGGUAAACCCCACAGCCCAGUGUACCCAUGCCCUGUUGAAGAUGAUCUACUGCUCCCACUGCCGGGGUCUCGUGACUGUGAAGCCAUGUUACAACUACUGCUCAAACAUCAUGAGAGGCUGUUUGGCCAACCAAGGGGAUCUCGAUUUUGAAUGGAACAAUUUCAUAGAUGCUAUGCUGAUGGUGGCAGAAAGGCUAGAGGGUCCUUUCAACAUUGAAUCGGUCAUGGAUCCCAUUGAUGUGAAGAUUUCUGAUGCUAUUAUGAACAUGCAGGAUAAUAGUGUUCAAGUGUCUCAGAAGGUUUUCCAGGGAUGUGGACCCCCCAAGCCCCUCCCAGCUGGACGAAUUUCUCGUUCCAUCUCUGAAAGUGCCUUCAGUGCUCGCUUCAGACCACAUCACCCCGAGGAGCGCCCAACCACAGCAGCUGGCACUAGUUUGGACCGACUGGUUACUGAUGUCAAGGAGAAACUGAAACAGGCCAAGAAAUUCUGGUCCUCCCUUCCGAGCAACGUUUGCAAUGAUGAGAGGAUGGCUGCAGGAAACGGCAAUGAGGAUGACUGCUGGAAUGGGAAAGGCAAAAGCAGGUACCUGUUUGCAGUGACAGGAAAUGGAUUAGCCAACCAGGGCAACAACCCAGAGGUCCAGGUUGACACCAGCAAACCAGACAUACUGAUCCUUCGUCAAAUCAUGGCUCUUCGAGUGAUGACCAGCAAGAUGAAGAAUGCAUACAAUGGGAACGAUGUGGACUUCUUUGAUAACAGUGAUGAAAGUAGUGGAGAAGGAAGUGGAAGUGGCUGUGAGUAUCAGCAGUGCCCUUCAGAGUUUGACUAUAAUGCCACUGACCACGCUGGGAAGAGUGCCAAUGAGAAAGCCGACAGUGCAGGUGUCCGUCCUGGGGCACAGGCCUACCUCCUCACUGCCUUCUGCAUCUUGUUCCUGGUUAUGCAGAGAGAGUGGAGAUAAUUCUCAAACUCUGAGAAAAAGUGUUCAUCAUCAAAAAGUUAAAAGGCACCAGUUAUCACUUUUCUACCAUCCUAGUGACUUUGCUUUUUAAAUGAAUGGACAACAAUGUACAGUUUUUACUAUGUGGCCACUGGUUUAAGAAAUGCUGACUUUGUUUUUUCAUUCAGUUUUGGGAGGAAAAGGGACUGUGCAUUGAGUUGGUUCCUGCUCCCCCAAACCAUGUUAAAUGUGGCUAACAGUGUAGGUACAAGAACUAUAGUUAGUUGUGCAUUUGUGAUUUUAUCACUCUAUUAUUUGUUUGUAUGUUUUUUUCUCAUUUCGUUUGUGGGUUUUUUUUUCCAACUAUGAUCUCACCUUGUUUCUUACAAGCAAACCAGGGUUCCUUCUUGGCAUGUAACAUGUACGUAUUUCUGAAAUAUUAAAUAGCUGUACAGAAGCA